AUGGGGUGUGAGCUGAAAACAAUGAAACGUGUGGUCAAACUUAAGACAGCAGAGAAAGGGUUGUUGGUGGCUUGUCUUGUUGAUGGUGCAGUGCAUGUGAUGUGGAUUCAUUCGGAUGUGGAUUCAUUUGGAUGUGGAUGCGACGUCAACGUGGGACGACAUUGGAUUAAUACAUACACGCCUUAUACAUACAUACAUACAUACAUACAUACUGUAUAUGGAAGGAAGUGUAGUCGUGUCACUUCCUGUCAGAUAGAGAGAGAGAGGGGGAGAGAGAGAGAGAAUGGAGGAGGAGGGUCAUAUAGGUAUUGGGUGAGGGAAGCAACAGCUGACGCAGCUCCUCUUCCUCUUCCUAAGAAGCUCUCCCUCAACCUUCUUUCUCAACCGAACUCCCUCGGUUCUGUCUGGAAUACGGCUGGAACAUGGGAGAAGAAAAAUCUUAAUAAUUGGGCCACCCAUCGGAUCAAGGAACUGCUCGUGUCGGUGGGCUCCUUGGAGUUCUCUGGUGGCAAAGCACAAAUAGCAAAAGUGUCGAAAUGUUCUGGUGAUGCAUUCUUGGUAAUUGUGAGGAACAAGAAACGUGUUGGAUAUACCUAUGAAUUGACACUGAAAAUUAAAGGGGAAUGGAUUGUCAAAGAGGAGAAAAGGAUGGUAAAGGGCCACUUGGAUUUUCCGGAGUUUUCAUUUGGUGAGCUGGAUGACCUGCAGAUGCAAGUACGGCUUAGCGACGAGAAGGAUCUCUCACGGCAAGAUAUGCUACAGAUCAGUCAGAAUUUGAAGCUGUUUUUACAGCCUGUCCGUGAAAAAUUGCUCCAAUUUGAGCAGGAGCUCAAAGAUAGGUAGAAAUGGGGGCCAGGAAAGGCAUGUUUCCUCGAAGUUAGACGGCAACCUUAAUAAUUUGCAACGAUCUUCUUUUUUUCCCCCAACAUAUGUAACGGAACAAAGGAUUGUUAAAGGAGACAACAGUUACUUGGGCAUACUCUAAACUUGAGAUGGACUUUAUUGGAUACUUCUAUUAUGUCAUAUGCAUCUUGCAGAUUUAUCUAGGACGGCUGUCUAUGUUGACCUUAUCCUCUACUUAGAGGAUGAAGUUUGUUUUACAUGGUAAUGACAUAGCAUGCAUUUUCUUGUC
Populus nigra (black poplar) is the source of this 1132-nucleotide messenger RNA. RefSeq lists its product as uncharacterized. Lineage: Eukaryota; Viridiplantae; Streptophyta; Magnoliopsida; Malpighiales; Salicaceae. Gene Ontology annotation, molecular function: protein-folding chaperone binding; ATPase activator activity. The record is from RefSeq and is a predicted model, not a curated record. Gene Ontology annotation, cellular component: cytosol. Gene Ontology annotation, biological process: protein folding; positive regulation of ATP-dependent activity.